Messenger RNA from Pseudomassariella vexata, 306 nucleotides. RefSeq lists its product as uncharacterized. The transcript has a single exon. The annotation marks the transcript as partial. NCBI's taxonomy places the organism in Eukaryota, Fungi, Ascomycota, Sordariomycetes, Amphisphaeriales, Pseudomassariaceae. The record is from RefSeq and is a predicted model, not a curated record.
GCGGUGCUGGAACAUGUAGAUUUAUUUUUGUCCAACAGCAGAUAUUGGGGCUUGACGCACGCUAUCGCUAACGGCGUUCCCAUGGUCCAGACGGGGAAUCGAUUUGACAAGCCCGACUUUGGGAGGAGGGUGGAAUGUUCUGGCCUGGGGGUUUUAUUGCCGCAACAGCCCAGACCGAAGACGGCGAGGACAGCGGUGGAACAGAUUCUGGGAGAGGAAAAGUGCAAGAACCGUAUUCAAGAGUUCAGGUGCGAGUCUGCCAAACUUGACCCCUUCGAGGCUGUGGGGAACGAGAUCAUGGCGCUA